Molecule: messenger RNA, 498 nt
Organism: Brassicogethes aeneus
Lineage: Eukaryota; Metazoa; Arthropoda; Insecta; Coleoptera; Nitidulidae
Source: the annotation of a GenBank genome assembly
AUGAAAUAUUUAGAAAAUAUCGCCCUAAGGGAACAGGACAGGCCACAACCUGUAUUAAAUAAUAAUGAUAAUGCCGGUGAUGAUGCCUUAUCCGAUGGCAUUGAAGAAAACUUGCCAAUAAAAUCCACUGAGGAAUUAGAGGCAUGGGAACGAAAAUUAGCUUCAAAGGAGGAGCAGAAAAAGAUGGUAGCCUUUUUGACCAAAGUUGGUGGACGUGAUACCAACAGUACUGUGUACUGCAGUGUAGUUAAAAACAUUGUGAGGAAGGUGCUUACUGACUCUGUUGCUGCCCAGUUCAAUUGGGAAGGCAAAAAGGGGAAGAAGAUGCUAUCAUCAUUAAUUAUUUCUGAAUGUAUUAAAAAAGCAGCUGCUCUAAGUCAUAAUGUGAAGUCCACCACUGAGCAAGAUAUAAUAAAUGCAAUAAAAAAUUGGCUGAGACAUGCUACAGCUCGACUAAAUAACAAGAAAAAUAAGAUCGAGAAUGAACAAGACGAUUGA